Messenger RNA from Sander lucioperca (pikeperch), 1809 nucleotides. It is a transcript of the gene ttc29, whose product is annotated as tetratricopeptide repeat domain 29. Lineage: Eukaryota; Metazoa; Chordata; Actinopteri; Perciformes; Percidae. The record is from RefSeq and is a predicted model, not a curated record. The coding region runs from base 174 to 1475 and encodes 433 amino acids. The transcript has 12 exons. Gene Ontology annotation, molecular function: protein binding.
AUGGAACCAGGCAGCAGUGAGUCAGUAUUGUGUUCGUGUUGGAAUGCGACCGGGCCCCUGCGUUGCCAUAGUGACGGCGUAGCUACGUCGUUGUGCUGGCAACAGCAGCCGCGGUGAAAACUUUGAAUACAAAAGUUUGUUCAAGCUGCAAGUAAUUGGACUGAGAGCUGAAGAUGAACGCAACCGUAACACAGCCGCAAACCGGGCCUUUUCUACCGGAAAUCACCACCAAAAGCAACAAACGGAGGAAAAGUACUCAGUACAGGAUGAAACAGGAGAAGGAGUCUCUCCGAACUGGAUCGUCCCAGAUCAUCUCCAAGGGAGAAAUAUCACAGUUCAGAAACAGUCCGAAGCAGAACAUCUGUGUGGAGCUGCUUCGAGAAGGCUACCACCGGUCGUUCUCGGAGCUCUUCUUUCUGCUGGGCGCUGAUCGGGAUCGGAGGGCGGCGGCUGAACCGGGUUCAAAUCUCCGACUUCAGACUCCGCUGGACCAACAACUGGACAAACUGGAGACCAUGAAACGCCACCUGAGCCGCGCCGAGGAGGCCGAAAGAACCGGUUCCUGGAUGGUUGUGUGUGAUCAGCGUCUGUUGUUGGGUUGGUACUUCUCAGCUCCGAAGGAUCUCUGGCUCAGUUUGCACUUCUACCACAGCUGUACAGACCGGGAGCAGGGCAGCCACUCGAGACCGGCCACCGAGGCCCGGGUGUGCAUGGCGGAGGCCUACCUGAAACUAGGCGAGCUGGAGCAGGCCAGGCAGCAGGCGGAGCUGUGCGUGAAGCAGGCGGAGGACAGCAGCUGGGUGGACUCAGACGGUCGGCCCCUGAGGCUCCGGGCCCGCGAGGCAUUGUGGAGGAUCUACAGCCGGCUGGCCGACGCUCCGCUGGAGGCUGCUGACUACGACCAGGCCCUGAAGCUGCUCUACAAGGGCUACAACAUGGCUACUGAGUCUGAAGACAAACAGAUCGAAUGGGAGGGCGCCUAUCGACUGGGACUGACCUAUCAGAGCGCAGGAGACAAUGACACAGCCAAACAGUUCUUCACCACUUGCAUGGAGAUUUCCGGCACACUGCAGGAUGCAGACAAGCUGGGGAAGUCCUACAAGGCCAUGGCCAAGUCUAUAGAGAGUGAGGGAAACAUACAAGACACGCUUGAGUGUCUGGAGAAGUUAGCCGACAUCUCACGCUGCAACGGGCUGCAACACAACCUGGUGGAUGCCUUCUUGUGUCUGGGCAAUAUCUACCACACAACGAGCCAGUAUACGAGAGCAUGUGAGUACUUCCUGCAGGGUUAUGAAGUUGCCUGUGAGCUGGGAGAUGUGGCUCUGCUGCAGAAAGCUCAGGUGUUGGCGGCAAACGCUCGCGCUCACUCCCUGAUCUGGAAAUUCAGCGCCGACGUGGAGUCGGCCUCCCCCGCCGCCCUGCGACGACUGAUCGCUUGGAAAGAGAGUGGACGACAUCAGGGCCUCUACAGAUAGUUCUGCUACUGCCUGGUACUAACUCUCUAUCAGAUAAUCAUACUAAUGUUCUUUAAAACAUGAGGAAGUCAAACACACAGCUGUUUGAUAUAGUGCAUGUAUUUUAUAUACUGUGAAUGUGUUACGUGAUAUAAUCUCACUUCCUUGUCAACAUAAUAAACACAUAAGAGGCGUGUUAAACCUGUAUGAUGUCCACUAUCUAAAUCUGACUCUGGGUUAACCCUCAUGUUUUCCUCGGGUCAAAUUUGACCCAUUUUCAAAAAGUUUCUAUAUCAUAAAUUCAGGUUUCUUUCAAUCAAAUUGUAAAAAAAAUAAUAAUAAUAACGUUGUUGGU